This is a messenger RNA of Caretta caretta (loggerhead turtle), 2721 nucleotides long. It is a transcript of the gene TFDP1, whose product is annotated as transcription factor Dp-1. Lineage: Eukaryota; Metazoa; Chordata; Testudines; Cheloniidae. Gene Ontology annotation, molecular function: DNA-binding transcription factor activity, RNA polymerase II-specific; RNA polymerase II transcription regulatory region sequence-specific DNA binding. Gene Ontology annotation, cellular component: nucleus; transcription regulator complex. Gene Ontology annotation, biological process: regulation of cell cycle; regulation of transcription by RNA polymerase II. The record is from RefSeq and is a predicted model, not a curated record.
GGUGGGGAAGCCCCUGGAGCUAGGGGGCGAAUUGUGACAGCUUCCCCGAGCUGCAGGGAGGUCGUUCCCCUGUGGGGGUUGUGCGGCUGUUCACCGAGAAAAAUAACAUCACUGUUCCCGUUUCCUUCUGUGGGCAUCAAGCAUUUAAGCGCCUUGAUUUCUAGGCAUAGGUAACAUGGCAAAAGAUGAAUUCGGAAGUGCCUGAAGACGUGCAUGACACGAUCGCCGAAAUCAGCUCCUGUCGAUAAUUGUUUUAAAAAUUCUAAAUAAUGCCCUGAUCUAAAGGUUGAAUUUUUGAUGUUGUGUUGAAUGGCUGGACUAAUUGAAGCCAAUGGAGAACUUAAGGUUUUUAUAGACCAAAACCUUAGUCCUGGAAAAGGGGUUGUUUCAUUAGUGGCUGUUCAUCCUUCUACAGUAAAUACACUUGGAAAACAGCUCCUGCCAAAAACAUUUGGACAGUCUAAUGUCAACAUUGCACAGCAAGUGGUUAUUGGUACACCUCAGAGACCUUCAGCGCCAAAUACUAUCCUGGUAGGAAGUCCACAUACACCCAAUUCACACUUUGUAUCACAGAACCAGACUGCAGACUCUUCGCCUUGGUCUGCUGGGAAGCGCAACAAAAAAGGAGAGAAGAAUGGCAAGGGUUUGCGACACUUCUCUAUGAAGGUUUGUGAGAAGGUACAGAGAAAAGGAACCACCUCAUAUAAUGAGGUGGCAGAUGAGUUGGUUGCAGAGUUCAGUACCACUGAUAAUCACAUUUCACCAAAUGAAUCACAGGCUUAUGACCAGAAGAAUAUUAGACGACGUGUCUACGAUGCCUUAAAUGUCCUUAUGGCUAUGAACAUUAUCUCUAAGGAGAAGAAGGAGAUCAAAUGGAUUGGUUUACCUACUAACUCGGCUCAGGAAUGUCAGAAUUUAGAGGUGGAGAGACAGAGAAGACUUGAAAGAAUAAAGCAAAAACAGUCUCAGCUACAAGAACUUAUUCUACAGCAAAUUGCCUUCAAGAAUCUAGUUCAACGAAAUCGUCAAACAGAACAACAGGCAAACCGACCACCGCCGUCCAAUUCUGUCAUACAUCUGCCAUUUAUCAUUGUGAACACCAGCAAGAAGACCGUGAUCGAUUGUAGUAUUUCAAAUGACAAGUUUGAAUAUCUGUUUAAUUUUGACAAUACUUUUGAAAUUCAUGAUGAUAUAGAAGUACUAAAGCGAAUGGGAAUGGCUUGUGGGCUUGAAUCUGGAAGCUGUUCAGCAGAGGACCUAAAAAUUGCAAGGAGUUUGGUUCCUAAAGCUCUGGAACCAUAUGUGACAGAAAUGGCUCAGGGAUCAAUCAGCAGUGUAUAUGUAACAUCUUCAUCAGGUUCCACUUCAGAUGUCACUAGAUUUUCUGCCAGUGACUUCACCAAUGGUGGAGAUGGGAUGUUAGCGACAAGUUCCAAUGGAUCGCAGUACAGUGGCUCCAGAGUUGAAACACCAGUCUCUUAUGUUGGAGAUGAUGACGACGAGGAUGAUGACUUUAAUGAAAAUGACGAUGAUGACUGAUCCUUUUUGAUUGUAGACUUUUCAGGAAUAAAAUUGUUCUAGGGAGAAAACGCACUCAUGCGCGUGCGCUCUCUCUUGCGCUCUCUCUCUCUCUCUCUUUCGCAAAAUAUAUAUAUAUUUUGCCCCGUCCCACAAGGAAAAUAUUGGUAAGCAGUUCUGAGUUUAGAAAUUGCACCUCAGAUAAGCAAAUAAGGAUUGUUUUAUGUAGGAUAUUUUUAAAUGUGGUGUGGAUGUGUGUUUUGAUACCAGUGUGUUAAUGCAGAGCCUUUAUUAUUUGCUCCUUUUUUUUACUUGAAGGAAAAUGCAUUUUGCCCCAAAUGUUAUUGCUAAGUUUGCUAAAGAAAAUGUAGCCACAUCAAUGAAGAAAUAAAAUGCUAACGUUCGGUGGGAAAUGGAUACACUGAAUGGCCAUAAGUUUGGAGUGUAUUUUGAUGACAGCCUUUGUUGAGGGAUGGCAAGCUCAUGUAGUAGUUGUGGGGUUUUUUUGUUAAUCAUGCAGUGUCCAAAGAACCAAACGAGAUCCAUCUUACUUUUUUACAUGUUAAAUUCCAUAAAUGUUGUGAAUUUAUUUUCCCUUAAAUAAUAUCUAACAUGAUUCCAUCAAAGUUAUAUGCUGUUUUCACUGUAUGUUGGGACAUAUGAAUUACAAAGUUUUUGGCAAAUGUUUACUGCCAGCUGAUGCAGCUAUAUAAAAUGUCUUGAAGGUUUGGAAUGAGUUAUUGCUUAUGGUAAAAAUUGCCUGAUUUCUUACAGGCAGACUUUGGAAACUUUUUAUUAUAUAGUUGUUUACAUACUUAUAAGUCUAUCGUAUAAAGACAUGUACUGAAACAAAUGUUUGUAUUUGUUUCAUAAGCAUCUUCCUGUAAUCUAUUAUAAAGUUGAAAUUAAAUAUAGAGAAUGUUUUAAGUUUUUUAACUCAAAAUUGUCAAUCAUUUUUAAUAGUUCAUUUUUUAUAAAAGGAAUUUCAGGGCAGGUGGUAGUCUUUUAAAAUUUAUUCACAAAACAUUUAACUGCACAGAUACUGUCAGCUGCCUAUCUAAGACAAUAGUCUUUUUAUUGAAACACAAAUAAACUUUUCUGUAAUAUUUUAUGGAAUAUAAAGAGACUUUAAUUGUUUGACUUGUUUAACCUUGGCACUGUUAGUUUUUAUUAAUAAAACGCGCAUGGGCAUUUUUUAACAAA